Messenger RNA from Saccostrea cuccullata (small rock oyster), 15703 nucleotides. Its product is annotated as protocadherin Fat 1-like. The transcript has 36 exons. Gene Ontology annotation, cellular component: adherens junction; catenin complex; plasma membrane. Gene Ontology annotation, biological process: cell-cell adhesion mediated by cadherin; adherens junction organization; cell morphogenesis. NCBI's taxonomy places the organism in Eukaryota, Metazoa, Mollusca, Bivalvia, Ostreida, Ostreidae. Gene Ontology annotation, molecular function: cadherin binding; calcium ion binding. Bases 170 to 14263 code for a protein of 4697 amino acids. The record is from RefSeq and is a predicted model, not a curated record.
CUAUAACAGAGAAAAAAGAAGGGUUGAUCUGGAAAGCUUAGGUGAUUGAUCAAGACUUUACAGGUUUGGCUGAAGUGCUAAAGUGCUGAUUAAUAGUGUUUCACUUUUACUCAAUGGAUUUACACCUGAUUCUGGCUAACUUAAAAGAAAUGUGAAGACUUUAAACAGCAUGGGUAGUUUUGCCCAAGACUGGUGGGACAGCAGGAAAUGGUUCCAAUUAUGGAUGGUGGCGCUGGUCCUCCGGUUACCAUGGACGCAGGGGGAAGUGAUGUCACAGGACCAGUUUCACUUCACAUCGCAGCUUUACAAUGCCACCAUCCCAGAGCGGGCACCCAGCAGAAGUUAUAUCACUGCCUCGCAGAAAAUGGGCAUUUACAUCACAGAUCCCAAAGUGGAAGUGAAUUACAGAAUCGUGGACGAUGAUCGCUCAGAUAUUUUCAAAGUGGAGCAUAAGAGAGUGGGAGAUUUUGUGUUUUUACGAAUUCGUACACACACUAGUAGUUAUGGGAGUCUAAAUCGUGAAUUAAUUAGUAAAUAUUAUUUAAAAGUGAAAGCAACAGGACAAGUGACACAGAGGGAUGUUUUAACAACGUAUACUAAUGUGAUAAUCCGAGUGCAGGAUAAGAAUGAUCUCAGUCCUUUAUUCGACAGGGAAAAUUAUAAUGCUACUGUGUCAGAAGACACUGGAUUACAUUCCACUAUUUUGACUGUUUCUGCAUCCGACGGUGAUGAAGGAAUCAAUGCAGAAGUGUACUACAGUCUUGUGACAAAGACAAAUUCCUUUGCCAUUCAUCCAACCUCAGGAGCCGUAACAGUCACUCGACCAUUAAAUUUUUUGGAAAGACGCAUAUACCAUCUCACAGUGACUGCCCAAGAUAGGGGACCCAAAUCAAUAUACAGUGCUGCCAUGCAAAGAAAUGCGAACAUAACAAUACAUGUCACACAAGCAAACUCUAAUGCACCAGAAAUAAUUGUGAAAAGUUUUCCUAACAUCAAAAAUACAGGGACGUCUGGUGUCGUGUAUGCUGUGUUAACUGUUCGAGAUGUUGACAUUGGGAAAAAUGGUGAAAUCAAAAAUGUUUCAAUCUAUAAUGAUCCAAGUGGUCUUUUUAAAGUGCUUCCAUCAAAAGACACUGUCGGUGAAUAUCACCUAUUGUAUACAAACUCUCAGCGCGAGAGCUCCAUUUUUAACAAUUUCUAUAUAACCAUAAAAGCCUCCGAUUCAGGAAAUCCCCCAAAAGUGACUGACAAAAAAAUUCAUGUUCAUAUCGAUGACCUUAACGACUAUGGUGCUAUAUUUGUCUCUGACCGUUACAAGGCGUCAGUUGCAGAGGACGUUCCGAUAGGUUCCUCUGUGUAUUACGUACAACCCAGUGUUACAAAUCAAAAGGGAGUAAAACCUCAACUCAUGUACGAAAUUGCAUCUGGAAAUGACAAGAAUUUAUUCGAAAUCAAGAAAGAAACCGGUUUAAUUAGAACUGCCUCUCUUUUAGAUGCAGAGACCGAUUCCUCGGUAGAACUAGUCAUCAAUGCUUACGAUCCAAAAUCCAUAGGAACUCUUCUAAGAGGAUCCGCAACUCUCACCAUAGACAUACUUGACACAAACGACAAUGCCCCAGUUUUCCAGGUUAAUCAGACUAAUAUCGUUUUUGAUGAAAAUACACCUGAGGGCACUGUAAUCUACAAAGUAGUCGCUACAGAUGCUGAUCAAGGCAUGAAUGCCAGAGUCAGUUAUUCCAUCACUAACCAAGAAUCAUUGCCAUUUGAAAUUGAUCAUUUUACGGGUGAUAUCAAACUCACUAAAAGCCUUGACUAUGAGACCAUGAGAAAAGACUACAGGGUUGUUGUCCGAGCAACAGAUUGGGGCAGCCCUUUCAGCAGGGAAUCAGAAAUUCUUCUUUAUUUUCAACUGCACAAUGUGAAUGACAACAGUGCAUUGUUUGAGAAAAUAAAUUGCUCAGGGUACCUGUCCCGUGAGGCUCCCAUGGGGACAGACAUUGUCACCACUCCAGCGGUGGACUUUGAUUACAGUGAUCUCACGUAUUCCAUCAAGUCUGGCAAUGAGGAUGGCUGCUUUGAAGUUGAUCCAAGAACGGGAAGGUUAACUCUGAAUUGUAGCAUGGAAGAGCACAACCAAGACCAACGUCAGAUCACCAUUGUCGUCAGCGAUGGAAAAUUUGACUCUGAUCCAGUUUUCGUAAACUUGACUUUGGUUAAUAAUAAAAAGAAUAUGCAGUUGUCGAAUAAGGAUGCCAAUGUGCAGUGUCAGAACACAGAUGCUUCAGAUAGACUUCUCAAGAUACUGCAGGUGUCCAGUCAUAAUAACAAUGAUGGUCCUUCCAUUGAACCCAAAUUAGCAGCCAUAGAAACAACUAAUGAUCAUGCACCCCAGUUCAAUUCUACCCUAUCCAACACACUAGAAAUCUCUGAAAGUACAAUUAUAGGCACUAGCAUUUUAAAAAUUGGGGCUACUGAUGAAGACCCUGGCUUUAAUGGCUUGAUACAAUUUGCUCUCCUGGAUGGUGACCCAUAUGACCAGUUUAAAGUUGACCCUUUCUCUGGGGACCUCAUAGUCAUUUCUAAGUUAGAUAGAGAACAUGUACCAAAAUAUAACCUUGAAAUCCAAAUCUCAGAUAUGGCAGAAUCAACAAAAAGAAAGUCUGCUUCAACUGUUAUUAGUAUCAGUUUGAAAGAUGAGAAUGAUAAUGAACCAGAGUUUGAGAAAGAUGAAUAUGAGGCCUCGGUGUUUGAAAGUAUCCUAGUGAAUGCCACAGUGGUGCAAGUUAUAGCUACAGAUCGGGAUAUUGGAAACAAUGGGGAAGUGGUCUACUCUUUAGCUGGAGAAGAAGACAAGUUUUGUGUGGAUUCAAAAAGUGGAAUAAUUUCUGUGAAGAAGCCUCUAGAUAGAGAAAUACAAAGUGUGUACUAUCUUCCAGUGAGAGCUAGUGAUCUUGGCAAGAAACCCCUGUCCUCUACAGCCACUGUUAAAGUGAUUCUGCUAGAUGACAAUGAUAACAUCCCUAAGUUUGUCCCAGAGAAUUAUGAUAUCAAGAUUCAAGAGGACAUUCCUGUGGGAACUGUGGUCACCACCAUCAAGGCUGAGGACGGGGAUGAGGGAGAAAAUGGCAGGCUGACGUACAGCCUCAUCUAUGGCGUCGAGGACACGUUUGAAAUUGACGGCGACACCGGAGUCAUCCGCCUCCUCAAACCUCUGGACUACGAGACCAAACAGGUGUAUAAUUUAAGUGCUCAUGCAGAAGAUGGGGGCACUCCAUCCAUGGUGUCUGCAUGCUCCAUCAACAUUGAAGUAGUGGAUGUGAAUGAGAACUAUGAAGCGCCGGAGUUCGGAGAUUUCGUGGGAUAUGGAAUUGUGAAGGAGAACAUUCCAGUGGGUUCAAAGGUCAUGACCGUCACAGCUCAUGACCCUGAUGCGGAUCCUCUGGAAGUUUCCAUGGCAACCCCUGUCACCUACUCCAUCAGAGAAGGAAGUGGUCUGGGAUUUUUCAGUAUUGACAAUGAAGGCAUCAUUCGGACGAGUCGUGUAUUGGACUGUGAGAGUGCCUCCUACUACUGGCUGACAAUAUAUGCUACGGACAGAGGCCUGGUCCCUCUCCACACUCGCCACGAGGUCUACAUCAAGGUCACGGAUGUCAACGACAACAUCCCUCAGAUGCAGCGGCCAAUAUAUUUCAUGAACGUGACGGAAAACGCAAGGGAGGGAACCGUCGUGGGACAGGUUCAGGGUUACGAUAAUGACGUGACAUCGCAUCAGGAACUGAGUUACAGCAUCGCCGAGACGGAUCCUUCAUCGUAUUUCAGGAUAAACCGAGUCACAGGAGUGAUCACAACAACAAGAAAGAGACUAGACAGAGAAAGACAAGAAAAACACAUCUUACAGAUUGUGGUGUCUGAUUCUGGUUUUCCUGUCCUGUCCUCCACUGCUUAUGUGGUCAUUCAAAUCCUGGACCAGAAUGACAAGAGGCCGGAGUUCCUGGAGAAGGUCUACAGAGCCCGGAUGAUGGCAGUUACAGAGGACAAAGGGAAGACCCCCUUACUGAGAGUCACGGCCAGGGACGAGGACAUCGGUCCCAAUGGCCAGAUUACAUACAGGCUGAAGGGCAAAAAACAGACAUUCGGCAUUGACAAAAACACUGGGAUGAUUUAUGCUAAAGGUCUCCUUAAUGUUGGGAGUUAUGACUUAAAGGUUCAGGCUUUUGAUAAUGGUAAAGACAAGAAGAAAGCCACCGCAAGAGUGAGGCUGGCGGUUCUCCGCGGACCCACCAUGUCUCCGAACCCUCCCAAAUUCCCCCUCCCCCACUACGAGGUCCAGCUGAUGGAGAACUGUAAGGUCGGGGAGGUACUGGACGUGUUCCACGCUGACGAUGCGGACGGGGACAAACUGUGGUACUCCCUGACAGAUGGUGAUCCAGAGAACCAGUUUGUUAUAAAUCCUGAGUAUGGAAACAUAGUGACAGCCAAGAAACUGGACCGUGAACGACGGGACCAUUACAAUCUGACCGUCAUGACAACGGACGGCGUCCAUCAAACUUCUGUCAAGGUCUAUGUGACAGUCCUAGAUAUAAAUGACAAUACACCGGAGUUCACGGAAGCUGAAUACAAGAGGGACGUCUCGGAGUCUGUUGCCAUGGGAACCAGUGUCCUCACCAUUUCCGCGAAAGACAACGAUUUAAACAGCCGGCUGUUCUACAAGCUGACGGGAGCCGCUAACGCAAUCAGUCUCCAGUUGUUUGAAAUCGACAGUGAAACUGGUGUAAUCAGUGUCAAGCGAGCCCUGGACAGAGAAGUGAUGAACAAGCACGUGUUGACGGUCAUGGUCCGAGACCAGGGGGUUCCAUCCAACAAGAAUUUCACCCGAGUGACCAUCACUGUGAAAGACGUCAAUGACCACCCCCCACAGUUCAUUUCGGAUGUCCUUGAGACCGACGUGUUCGAGACGUCCACCAUUGGGACAUCUGUAGCCCAACUCACGGCCAUUGACCAAGACAAAGGGAUAAAUGCCGAAAUCACUUACUCUAUUGUUUCGGGUAACAUUGACAUGGCGUUUGCUCUGGAUGGAACUCUAGGCAUCAUCUCCGUGGCUAAGAAUCUGGACAAGAGUGAGAGAACGGAUUACAGCAUCCUGGUCAGGGCCACGGACAAAGGGGUCCCCCCACUCAGCAGUACGGCCACCGUCAACAUUCAUGUCACCAUGUCCAAUAACGCCCCUCCCAGGUUCCCACAGGAAAAAUACAUCGCGGAAGUGCUGGAGAAUUCUGUCAUUGGGAGUCCAAUUGUGACGGUCAAGGCAAACAGCCAGUCUUCUGUGAACUAUGAAAUCAUCAGAGGAAAUGAAAACAUGACCUUUUCUGUGAAUCCCAGUUCUGGUGUUGUGUAUUUGAAAAGUGGAGUUGACUAUGAGUCGGUGGAUUUUUAUAAUCUUACAAUUCUGGCUAUGAAUACUGUGGGUAAAUUGGAUGUGACUCUUGUCUGGAUACAUGUUUUGGAUGCCAAUGACAAUGAACCUUACUUUACCAAGACAUUUUAUGCAGGAAGUCUGAGUGAAAACUCACUUCCUGACAGCCUCAUUUUGGGAUCUGAUGGAAAACCAUUGGUGGUAACAGCAGACGAUGCUGACACCAAUGAAAAUGCUCAGUUGAUGUAUGAAAUUGUUGAUGAGGAAGCAGAAGAAUUCUUCACUAUAACAAGAGAUACUGGUGCUAUCAAAUCAAAAGUGUCCAUUGACAGGGAGAAGUUUAACAAAUUUGAAUUUCUGGUCCAUGUGGCAGAUUCUGGUCAGCCACAACUACAUGCCUCAGAGCCAGCUAGAGUUGUGAUCAAUGUGACUGAUGUUAACGACAAUCCACCUGUAUUUUCACUCCCAGAAUUCCAAGCAGAUAUCCUACUUCCUACGGCCUCUGAUGUGGAGGUCAUCACCAUGACAGCAACAGAUGCAGAUCGUGAUGAAAAUGCCAAUAUUGUGUACACGAUUAAAGAUGGAAACAAGGAUGGAAAGUUUAAGGUUGACAAGAGUUCCGGAACUAUAUAUGUUGUCAAUGACACAAACAUGCAGAACAAAUAUCAUCUAACCAUUCAAGCUUCAGAUGGAAAGUUUGACACUACUACAUCCUUAGUGCUAACAGUUACCCAAGGGUCUGAUGAUUUCAAUUUACUGUUACACCAUAAUGAAUAUAAACUGAGCAUCCCUGAAAAUGUGGCUGUUCCUCAGUCUCUGACUGUACUCCAAGUGGCCAGUGCUCUGAACCAGCCCAAUGUGUUCACUCUUCUGAACGGAAAAGGCAUGUUUGAAGUGGUGAGGACCUCAGGAGUACUACAGACAACUGGAAAACCCUUUGACAGGGAAGAGAGGGAACAUUAUAAGAUCAUAGCUCAGGUGGAGGAUCUAAGUGGAAAACAGAAGCCUCUCCACAUUAUGAUCCACGUCAACAUCCUGGAUGAGAAUGACAAUGCUCCACUCUUUGUGAACCAGCCCUAUGAUACUGUGGUGUCCACAGAGGCCGAAAAGGGAACCUUGGUAACUCAGGUGUCAGCUAUUGAUAAAGAUGCUGGUCUGAAUGGAAAUGUCACCUAUACCAUCGAGAAUCAUACAGAAAAUAAGUUCCGAGUGGAUGCCAGAACUGGUCAUAUCCAACUCGCGUCUUCCCUAACCGAUCAGGAUGUAGACCAGACUUUUACACUACAAGUGCGAGCCACUGAUAAAGGUCAACCCUCAAAGUCGUCUGAGGCAACAGUCCAGAUACGAGUGGUCAGCAACAAACAUCCAGUCUUUGAACAGUACUUUUAUUCUGUUGACGUUAAGGAGAGCUCCCCAGCAGGAACGUCUAUUUAUAGCCUUAAGGCCAUCAGUCCCAGCGACCACAAGCUCAUUUACUCCAUCACAGAUGGCGACCCUUAUAAGGAAUUCACUGUCGACUUCAACAUCGGCAUGGGACAUCAGGGUCCAUGCGUUAUUUCACUGACCACUGCACUGGACUAUGAGUCAACAAAGGUGUACAAUUUGACUGUUAGGGGCACAGAUGUCUUGACAGGGUCUUAUGGGGAGGCGAAACUUCAAAUAAAUGUCUUGGAUGUCAACGAUAAAAGUCCUUCUUUCACUCAUUACAAAUACACCACGGUCAUCUCUGAGGCUGCCGCUUUUGGUACAUCUGUACUCAAGGUCACUGCAGUCGACGAAGAUUCUGGAAUCAAUGCCAAAGUUCAUUACAACUUGUCCCCACUGGAAGAGUCCAGGAGUGUCUCCGUUUUCCAGGUCCACCCCACAACUGGAGUGAUCCGGACAAUAAGGUUGUUGGACUUUGAGGAGACACAGGAGUAUUUGUUCCAUGUCGUAGCUACUGAUGGUGGAAUGCCAGCCUUAAACAUGAGCGUGCCAGUUCACAUCAUUGUCAGCGACCUCAACGAUAAUCCUCCUGCUUUUGAUCAACCGACUUACUCUGGUGUGGUAAAGAACCCAACCCCAGGCUUACAUGUUGCCAAGGUGACGGCCUCUGACCCCGACAAGUGUAGUCAAGAGAAUCUGGAAUACUCCAUAGUGGGUGGAAAUGGUGACCAAGUCUUUCAGAUUGAUGCCAAGUCUGGGGUGAUAUCCAUAUCCCCUAGGAAACACUCAGUACUGUAUCCAGCAUACAUGCUCAAUGUGUCCGUGUCUGAUGGGGUGUUCACCGGCUUCACAACGGUCUCCAUUACCCUGGAGAACAACAACGCUCACUCCCCGGUCUUCACUCAGGUUCUGUACCAGGCCAGUGUCAUGGAGAAUGUGGGGAGAGGGAUACCCAUCACCACGGUGAAGGCUCAGGAUGAGGAUCGCGGAUACUAUGGAAUGAUCACCUACUCCGUUUUAUCAUCCGAGAUGAGGCAGUCUUUCAGUAUCGAUGCAGACGCUGGUGAGAUAUUUGCAGAAAGGCUUUUUGACAGAGAACUGCAAUCCUCGUACUCUAUAACAGUAGCAGCUACUGACAAUGGUGGUCGCAUGGGAUUCACCACUGUCAUUAUCGACAUCACAGAUGUCAAUGAUGUUGCUCCUGAGUUCCUCCACACAGGGUACAAGGUCUCCGUCCCUAUGAAUGCUGGGAAGGGUCGACCUCUGGUGCAGAUCCAGGCCAGGGACCCGGACCAAGGGGAUGCCGGCAGAGUGACUUACAAUAUAUAUGAUGCCUCUCUGAUCGUAGCUGGAACCCUGUUUACAGUGGAUCCUUCAUCAGGCAUUCUGAGUGUGAAGACUGAUCUAAGUGACAGAGUUGACCAGGUAUUCCAGUUCUUUGUUGAGGCAGUAGAUCAUGGAAGUCCCCAGCUGAAGAACAACGUUCCAAUAGAGAUCUACAUCUCCAAUGAUAAACAAGAUGCUCCCCUGACAAAACCAGAAACAACCUUCAUCAUUGCAGAGAACAAACAAGUUGGAAGCAUCGUUGGCAAAGUGGUAGUAGUUUCCAAGGCUCAGGUGGAUUUCAGCAUUAUUCCGGGGUCCACCAAGGACAGGAAUAGUCCUGAAACAUUUGGCAUCAACAGUGAGGGUGAAAUCUUCCUGUUGGAUCUGUGGAGGGUACAGAAAGUGCCUCAGUACAAGUUCACAGUACGGAUUGCACGUAGAGACAAUCCACAGGUUGUGGCUCAUACUCGGAUAACUGUCAUUGUGUCAAAUUUCCAAUCAGCUUUGCCUACUUUUGAGACUAGUUUAUAUGCAGUAUCUGUGGCAGAGGACCAGGAAAAGGGAACCAGUGUUGUGCAGUGUAGACUUCUGAGUGAAGGAAAAUUUAUCACCAAUGCUCAGUACAAGUUUGACCAUCAGACAACAGUGAAAUAUGAGCAUUCCUUUGAAAUUAAUGAGUAUACGGGCUGGAUAAGUUUGGUGUCAGAAUUAGACAGGGAAACUCAGGAAGUCUACAACUUGACUGUGCUUGCUGAGCAGAAGUUUGGAUCCACCACCAAAAUAGUGGCCAACACCACUGUCACAGUGACUGUGUCAGACUGCAAUGACAACCCACCAAUCUUCAGCCAGCCCCAUUAUCAGACAGCGGUCAAUGAAGACGCUCUUUCAGGAACGGUAUUCCUGGCUCUAAAGACGACCGAUGCUGAUGCAAACAGUGCUGUGGAGUAUUUUAUAGCAGAGGGUGACACCAUGGGCAGAUUUAAGAUCCACAAGAAUGGGGAUAUUUAUGUGACUAAACCUUUAGACAGGGAGACUGUUCCCCAUUACGAACUGACUGUGGCAGCUACUGAUGGGGCUUUGGAGUCCACAGCUAAAGUCAGUGUGGAGAUUCUGGAUGCUAAUGACAAUGCUCCUGUCUGUGAUGAGCCCAUCCAUCAGCAUGUAUUGUCGGAGGAUAUAGGGACCUCCACUAUCAUCACCCAGGUCAAGGCCACUGAUGCUGACAGCAUGUACACUCCUAAUGGAGAGAUCCAUUAUGUCAUCAAAGGGGAGAGGAACAAUGACCUGUUCACUGUCAACAGAGAGAAAGGUAUAUUGACCCAUAAGACAGAGCUGGACAGAGAGAAGCAGUCACACCACCACGUGGUGGUCAGUGCGGUGGACGGUGGAGGCCUGUCCUGUGACAUCGACGUUUACAUAGAGUUAUCUGAUGUCAAUGACAACGCUCCAACGUUUGUAGAUCUGCCUAUGAAAUAUGGUCUGCUGGAGUCGGCUUCUGUUAACACUCUACUGCUGAGAAUCACUGCUGAAGACCCAGAUCUUGGUAUCAACAGACAAGUUAGAUAUGGAAUGACGGACAAAGAGGAGACUUUCUCCAUUGAUUCACAGUCUGGUAUAAUCCAACUGAUAAAGGCUGUGGACCGAGAACAAAUCUCCCAGUACAAGCUCAACAUCUAUGCAUAUGACCAGGGUAUACCCAGUCUGACAACUACUGCAACUCUGACCAUAGAGAUACAGGAUGAAAAUGACAAUCCACCAGAAUUUGUUCUGUCUCAGUAUACAGCAGCAGUUCCUGAGAAUGCCACAGUGGGGACUCAAGUUGUCAAGGUGUUAGCCACCAGUAAAGAUAUCGGCCUCAAUGCCAAAAUGGCAUACAGCAUCACUGCUGGCAAUAACAACAAGAAAUUUGUCAUUGAUGAAAGUGAAGGUGUGAUUAGAGUUGCUAAUGACCUUGACCGAGAGGUCACUGCUGUGUACUUCCUGACCGUCAUGGCAACAGACCUGAGUGACUCACCACUCAGUAGCUCCACCUUUGUCACAGUCAACAUCUCAGACAUCAAUGACAACAAACCAUUCUUCUCCCAGGCUUCCUACAGAACUAGUCUACCAGAGGACACCGCUGUAGGAAAAACUGUGUUUGAGGUGAAUGCCAAUGACUUUGAUGAGGGGAAGAAUUCCUUGUUGACUUUCUCCAUCAUUGAAGGAGACAGCUGGCACAGCUUUGAGAUCCACCCUGUCACUGGAGAGAUAACUAUCCGUGCACCACUGGACAGAGAAAUGGUGGAUAAGUACCAGUUGGUGGUAGAGGUCAAGGAUUCUGGAUUACCUCCCUUGAGUAGCACCACCUUUGUUGCCAUGGAAAUUGAGGAUGUAAACGAUUGUGCACCACUCUUUUCUGAGUCAAGUUACAAUGCUACUGUCCAGAGACCUCCAACGGGACUAGAAGACCAAUACAUUGGUUACAAGAUAAUACACUACACAGUAACUGAUAAUGACCUUGACCCAAAUGGCCCACCUUUCACCUUUGACAUUGUCAGUGGUAAUGAAGGUCAAGAGUUCCGUAUUGAGCCCACAGGAAUCCUGAGUACUGCUGGGAAAUUCAACAGAGACAUCCGUGACUCCUACACCCUGACGGUGCGCGUCUUUGAUAACGGUACACCCAACCUCUACUCAGAUGUUAUCACCACCAUAAACAUCAUAGAGGAGGGCAUGAACCCUCCAGAGGUGAAAAAUCUAGAAAUAUCCAUCAGUUCUUAUGACGACAGUUUCCCAGGAGGGGUGAUCGGGAAGGUGGAUGCUUCAGACAAGGAUAUCUUUGAUACGCUGAGUUACCAGGUAGUGUCUGCCAACCGUCACUUGUUUGAUGUAGGAAUGGAUGACGGAAGAAUCAUUGCCUAUCCUGGUCUGGACUCUGGAAGCUACAUUGUCAAUGUUAGUGUAUCGGACAAAAGGAAUAUUGUGUAUGGAACUGUAAGAGUGGAUGUCCUCAUGAUCUCCUUUUCAAUGUUGGAAUCUUCUGUGACGAUGCAGAUUCAGGAUCUAUCCCCAGAGCAGUUCCUGGUGGACUAUCAGAGAAACUUCCAGAAAGCUGUCAAAAGAGCUCUAAAUGUGCGAGCCAAUGAUGUCCAGAUCAUCAAUGUCCAAGCUUCCAGCAACCUUGGUAGUGAGCCACUGGGCAGGGUAAAACGCAGUGCUGAUCAGAAAGAUCUGGAUGUGCUGUUUGCAGUGCAGAGGUCGGCUAAUGGAGCUUAUUUCAGAAGGAAGAAACUGGAGAGAAAGCUGAGGCAGAACUUGAAUGACAUUGAGAGCGAGUUGAAUGUCAGGGUCGUCAAGGUGUUUGGAGAUGUUUGUCCUCAAGAGUCGUGUAGGGAUGGCAAGUGUAUAGGAGUCAUCAACUUCAACAAGAGUCUGGCUGCCAUUAAAGUGGAGGGGAAGAGCUUUGUCACUGCCAAACACUCCUAUUCCUUUAAAUGUCUGUGUUCUAAUGGAAUCGAAGAUGUGAUGUGCCCUGAGGAACAUGACACCUGUGCUGCUGUUUUUUGCCCAACACAUCAAGUGUGUAGACAUGAGCCGUAUCAGAACCCCAGGUGUGUGUGUCCCGAGGGAAGAAGUGGAGAGUUAUGUGAAAAUGAGGACAGGUGUACUGAUGCUUCAUGCCUAAAUGGUAUCAAACCAAUGACCUUCUCUGGGAACAGUUUUGCUAGGUGGACUCUGAAGGAAGAGUUUACAAUAGAGAAGCGACUGAGUCUGUCCAUGAGAAUAAAGACCCACCGCCCUGUAGCCUCCCUGAUGUUUGCCACAGGGGACAUGGACUACAGCAUCCUAGAGAUCUACAAUGGUAUGGUCCAGUACAAGUUUAACUAUGGAAGUGGAGCAGGCUUGGUGAUGAUCCCAAUCCAUGUGGAUGACGGAAAGUGGCACACCAUUAACGUGGAGAGAAAUGACAAACACGCGGAGCUGACUCUCGACAACAAGUACACCAACAUGGCUAUCGCUCCAGGCAAGAGUAAGGUCCUGAACCUUCUGGAUAACGAUGUGUUCUUUGGAGCUGACGUCUUCAUCAGUUACAAUGGUUUCCCAGAGGUCAGGCGAGGCUUUGAUGGGUGUAUGGAGGACAUCAAGCUGUUUAACAUAUUGCUACCACUAAAGGGAGAGAAUGCUGUGGUGGAGGCCCAGGAAUUUAAAGAGGUGGAGUUCCACUGUAAAAACACCCUGGCCACACCCACUGGCUCCAGUAUCUGCAGUGUUGUUAGUUGUUCCAAUGGAGGAGUGUGUGUGCCCUACCCUCAGUAUGGAGGAUAUGAACACUACACCUGUCAGUGUCCGGAGAGGUACGAGGGAAACCAGUGUGAAAUCGACCUGGAUCCGUGUGCCAAUAAUCCCUGUGGAGGAAAUGGUGAAUGUCUGAAUGUUAAGGACUUGCCUAACGAGUUCUUGUGCAGGUGUCGGGACAACUACCAGGGCCAGUUCUGUCGGUACGGGAAGUUCUGCCACUCCUCCCCCUGUAAGAAUGGAGGCAGCUGUAUUGAGGGUCCUUCCUCAUUCCUGUGUCAUUGUCCCCCAGAAUUUACAGGUCCAACUUGUGAAGACGAGAGGUCAGAAGCUCCAGGAACUAAGUUUGUAGAAGCAAAUAUUGACUCCGAUGACUCAGGAAUUACUAGUACUACUCUGUAUAUAAUAGUUGGGGUGACUGGUGGUCUUCUAUUUCUGGCGAUUUUGUUUGUGGGAGUACAGUGCUACAGGAGACGUCUUAGCAGAACAGGGAGGAACGUCACCCUGGGCAUCGCGUACGACAGCGAGAGGGAUGUGAUGCUGAAGAGUCGUAAAGAUACCUGUAAAGUCAGUGACUUCGACAUCAGCAAAUUCAACUCCAACAUUCCCCCCAGUCCUCAGCCUCCCCCUGUACCUAACAGGCCUGCCUCCUAUACCCCCAGUAACCAUGACUCCCUCAACACUCUCAACAACCUGGACAAUUUUCACAACUACGGAUCUGCUGCUGAUGAACUGGAGAACUGCCACAACAUUCCUUACCUGACCCAGGAGUUUCUAUCCUUCCACGGUCCCCCUCCCCGCAGCAAUGCCAGCGUGGCCCCCUCAUUGCCCCCACCCCCUCCAUCUAACCCUCCCUCAGACACCGACUCCCUCCAGAAAGCAACAUGGGAAGGUGACUGUCCUAACAUGCUGGAAAAUUUAGAGGAAAAGAAACACCCAGAGAAAUUUCCACGCAUGCCUCGUCAAGGGUUUAUGUGUCCGGAUACUACCUCCUUCAGCAGUCUGCCCGUCUCCGAGUCUGAAGAUGAACCAGCUGCUAGGUGCAGGAAGAAAGGAAAAGAUUAUCACUGGGACGCUUCAGACUGGGCCCCUAGACCAUCCCUCCCCAACAUCAGUGAAGUUCCAAUCCAUGAAAUCCAUGAUUCUCCCAGUUCUAGUCCCCAUAGCAAUGAGUCCAACACCCACAUAGGAUUUCCCAACGGUCCCAUCAAUGACUCGGUUCUUUACACCGACCCAGAGCUGCUGGAGUCGGAGUAUGUCGGUGAUUCCGAGUUUGCGGACAAUGAGUACGAUAAUGAGGAGUGUUACAUGAGUCCACCAAACUAUCGGCGAGUGCUAGGACUUCCUCAAACUCCCGAGGAAGAGGAGGAGAGUUACGAACUCCCUCAGCAUCAGAUAAUUACACAUCCCAAUCAGUACCUACCUAAUCACAGUUUUACCCAAUCACAUGAGCAGAUGUCAGGUGACAGAGACUCACACAGUGAUUGGCCAGAACCUCCGUCAUGUGACGAGAAUGAAUUUUAUACAUCUGACAAUGAUGAAGAAGUUGUGACUUAUGGAUUCCCCAACACUAAAAAGUUAACCCCCGGUUUUGUUUCCGACGGGGGUAUAACAGACAGUGAAUACAAUGUCAGGAACUCUGUCAUAGACAGAAUGAGCAUGUCCUUGGGAGGAUAUGCCUCUACAAAUGCUUCUGUGUCUGACAUCUCAGGCCUGUGUGAAAUAGAGGACAGUGAGGUUAAUCUAAGUGAAGAGGAAAGCUGCGAUGACAAUAUUGACGAAAGUACACCUCUGAACAACCCAGGAGAGAAAAAUACAAACGUGUAAUGUGUGUGUCGUGUCUAGUGAUGUAAAUGUGCCAUACAAAAGUCAUUUAUCUCAGUGUGAAGAAAAACUAUCCCUGCCAUGCUUCUGGUGUUGUGAUUUAACCUUUAACCUCUGACCUCAUUUUUUCAUGUCAGUACAAAUCUUUUAUAUUGAUGAUGUCAAUGCUGCUUUAAUACAAAAAAAAAUAGCAUGGUGCUAGAAAUACAUGUUUGUGUUAGCUGAUUCCUGGCAUGGAAACUAAACAUCAUGGAUGGAUUUAUAAAAUGUUUUAGUACAAUGUAUUUUAAAUGGCAAGUUCUCUUUUUUUAGCCUCUGUUUCCAUCCCUUCAUUGUAGAUGUUUAAAUUGUGAUAUAAAUAGAUCUGCCAAAACAUUUGUUCAUAAAAAUUUUUUGUCUUGUACAUAUAACAAAUCAACUUCACCCACCAUUUUACCCAAAGUAUUUUCCCCAUAUUUUGAUUGGUUGUAACAGUAAGUUGGUCAUUAAGAUGGACUAUUGUGUUAUGCAUGCAUUUAUUUCACUCUGUAAAGGUACCAAGAUAGGUACUGACUUUGUUAUAAUUAUUUAUUCUAUGUUAAUUAUACCGCUGGUUGUGAUUUGAGUGUAAUUGACAGCCUCUUGAAAUAUGUUGUGUAAUGAAUUUGUUAUUUGUUUUUUUGUAGAAAAUAUAAACUGUUGAUUUUGAAUGUAUACAUGUAUUAUUUAGAUGUUUAUAAUGAAUGCAAUGGAUCAAUUUCAGACAUCUCAUUUAAUGGAGAUGUGUUUUAAUGAUAAGAAUUGGUUGUACAAGACAAUUUUAACAUUCUUCUUAAACAGAGUGGCUAGAAAUGCAUCCUGAAUUUUAAUUUAUCAAAAAUAUUAAUAUAUAUUUUUUUUUGUACAAAAGUGCUUUAUUUAUCACUCUGUGGAAACAUUUUUUUUCCUGUUAAUAAAUAUGAACCCUGGUAGAUUUUACUGCAUUGAUACAUUUUCCAUGACACAAUUUUACCAUUUUACAAUGAAGAAAUAUAAUUUGAUGACAUUUAUAAUGGUGCUUACACUUAAAGGUUGUGGCAUAAAAUUUAAUGCUGAAAGGACACUGCAACAAAAACCCAUAUUUUACAAUUGCCAUUACACGUUAAGGUUAUAAUACAUAUUUCUUGUAUGAAAUGUGAUAAAAACAUUUAAUUACUUUUACAAGAUGUUUUAAGAUAGACAGUGUUCAAUGUGUUCAUAUUAUAAUCAUUUCAUCAAAAGGGUGAUUUUUAGCUGUAUGUGUUUAGCCAGUAAUUAAUUUCAUUGGUCUCAGUUUUUUUAUAUAUUAAAUACAAUGUAAAUGAAUCAUUUGUCAUGAGAGAUGAAAGAAACUGUGUACAUGUAUCUGCAUGUGCAGUGUAGAAAUGGCUGAUGUUAUAGUGCAUUGUGAGUCUAUACAAAUUACAAAUAAAACAGUCAAAUAUA